Molecule: messenger RNA, 510 nt
Organism: Trypanosoma brucei brucei TREU927
Lineage: Eukaryota; Euglenozoa; Kinetoplastea; Trypanosomatida; Trypanosomatidae
Exons: 1
Coding region: 1-510 (169 amino acids)
Source: RefSeq, a predicted model, not a curated record
AUGUCCCCUAUAUUCCUUUCUCUUUUAAAAAAAAAUCUUUAUUUAUUUGAUCUGGUUCUUUUUUCCUCUUUAUAUAUAUAUAUAUAUAUUAACGAAACUACUUUUGUUUUUUUAAAUUUUUUUACUAUUACGGCACAAGCGAGUGAAUCCUCACCCAAAACGGCGGGGAAGGAGCAUCAACUUGUGAGGUUCCUCAUGAAAAAUAUAAAUAUUGCAUGCGGAUACCAAACUUGCCGAUGCUUACACGCAUUAAAAAAGAAGGUUUCGUUUUGUAUUUUUGAAAAAAAAAACAAAGAAGGAAAAGGAAAGAUACAUAUAUAUAUAAAUAUGAAUGCAAAGAGAAAAUUAAUAGACAAGGAGAGGGGCGUAACUCGAGCUUCCUUCAAGUGUUUUUCCUUUUCAUUUUAUCAAUAUUAUUUUAUUUAUCUUUUCUCGGUGUUGUUCUUCUUUUAUCUUUUCUUCUAUCCUUUUCACGUGACACUAUUUCCUUUGGUUGAAACUAACGAAUAA